Molecule: messenger RNA, 2472 nt
Organism: Lasiodiplodia theobromae
Lineage: Eukaryota; Fungi; Ascomycota; Dothideomycetes; Botryosphaeriales; Botryosphaeriaceae
Product: RNA helicase ATP-dependent DEAD-box conserved site
Exons: 2
Coding region: 1-2472 (823 amino acids)
Biological process (GO): rRNA processing
Cellular component (GO): nucleus
Molecular function (GO): nucleic acid binding; RNA helicase activity; ATP binding
Source: RefSeq, a predicted model, not a curated record
AUGGCCGGCGCAUUCACCGGUCGCACCAAGCCGACCAAGGUCAAGAAGCUGCAGCGCACCCAGAAGCGCAAACGCAGCGAUGUCGACGUCGAGAAACUCCAGCAGACCGUCGACGAGCUCGACCCGAAGAACAAUGAAUACAAAAGCUUCACCGACCUUCCCCUCUCCGAGCCGACCAAGGCAGGCCUCAAGGCAUGCCAUUUCGCGGCAAUGACCGAUAUUCAGGCACGCGCCAUUCCUCUAGCCCUCAAAGGUGCCGACAUCCUAGGUGCUGCAAGAACCGGUAGUGGAAAGACUCUCGCCUUCGUGAUUCCCGUCCUCGAGAAUUUGUACCGCUCGCAAUGCGUCGGCGCCGACGCUGGUCUUGGUGCCAUGAUCAUCUCCCCGACUCGCGAGCUCGCCAUUCAGAUUUUUGAGGUCCUGUAUAACAUCGGCAAGAAGGGUCACAUGUUUGCCGCCGGCUUGAUCAUUGGUGGAAAGAGUUUGCAGGAGGAGAGAGACGCGCUGGUGCGCAUGAACAUCGUCGUCUGCACUCCUGGCCGCAUGCUGCAGCACCUGUCGCAGACCGUGGGUUUCAACGUGGAUAACCUGCAGAUGCUGGUGCUGGACGAAGCCGAUCGUAUCCUGGAUAUGGGUUUCCAGCGAGAUCUCGACGCUAUCAUCGACUACCUCCCUAAGCAGAGGCAGACGCUGCUGUUCAGUGCAACCCAGACGAAGAAGGUUUCGGAUUUGGCCAGGUUGAGCUUGCAGGAUCCCGAGUAUGUAUCCGUCCACGAGGCCGCCGAGACGGCGACCCCCAAAUCGCUGCAGCAGAAUUAUAUUGUCACGCCUCUGUCGGAGAAGCUGGAUACCCUAUGGAGCUUCAUCCAGGCCAGUAAGAAGUCCAAGAUCAUCGUAUUUCUUUCAUCCGGAAAGCAGGUGCGCUUCGUUUAUGAGGGCUUCCGCCACAUGCAGCCCGGUAUCCCCCUUCUGCACCUUCACGGACGCCAAAAGCAGACAGCGCGCUUGGAUAUUACGAAGAAGUUCUCAGCGGCCAAGUCUUCCUGCCUUUUCGCAACCGACGUGGCAGCGCGUGGUCUAGAUUUCCCUGCCGUGGACUGGGUCGUCCAGGUCGAUUGUCCUGAGGAUGCCGACACAUAUAUCCAUCGCGUUGGCCGGACAGCUCGUUAUGAGCGUGACGGACGUGCUGUGCUCUUCCUGGAUCCCAGUGAAGAGGAGGGCAUGCUGAAGCGUCUAGAGGCGAAAAAAAUUCCCAUCGAGCGCAUCAAUGUACGGUCCAAGAAGCAGCAGAGCAUCAAGAACCAGCUACAGAACAUGUGCUUCAAGGAUGCGCAGCUGAAGUAUCUCGGACAGAAGGCUUUCAUCUCUUAUGUCAAGUCGAUACACAUUCAGAAGGACAAGGAAAUCUUCAAUCUUCAAAAACUGCCUCUGGAGGAUUUUGCGGCAAGUCUAGGCCUGCCUGGUGCACCGCGCAUCAAAUUCAUGAAGGGCGACAACGCAAAGGAGCUCAAGAAUGCACCUCGCCACGGUCUCUCGUCGUCCGAAGACGAGGACAGUGGCGAGGAAGGUGAUAAGAAGAAGUCCAAGAAGGAGAAGGAGGUCCGCACGAAGUACGACCGCAUGUUUGAGCGUAAGAACCAGGACGUCCUUUCCGAGCACUACACGAAGCUCGUCCGGGAUGAGAACGACGAAGACGACAAGGUUCCCAAUGCCGGUGACUCUGACGAUGACUUCAUGGCUGUCAAGCGUCGCAUUGCUGUCGACGAGGACAUUUCCGACGAUGAUGACGGCGCUGAAGUCUUGGAGGCGCAAGGGAAGAAGGUUGUUAGUGUGCCUGGCGCUAAGGAGCCCAUCCUCAUCGACAGCAAGCGCCGUGAGAAGGAGCUCAAGAGCAAGAAGAAGCUGCUCAAGUACAAGGACAAGGGUCACAGGGUCGUCUUCGACGACGAGGGCAAGCCGCACGAGCUUUACGAGAUGGAAGACGAAGAGGCUUUCAAGGCGAAGGGUACUGCGGAGGAGCAACGGCAACGUUUCCUCGAGGAAGAAAAGCAGCGCGCUGAGGAGGCAGAUGUGGUGGAUCGGGAGACGGCGAAGGAGAAGAAGUUGGCGAAGAAGAUCAAGCGGAAGGAAAGGGAGAGGGCGGAGAGACUGGGCCGCGAUGUGGAUGGCAGCGAUGACGAUGGCGGUGUGCAGCUGGGUGAUGCGGAUGGCAAUGCGUUCGAAGAUUUCAAGAACUUCUUGGCGGAUACCGCGGGAGACAGAAGUGACGGUGAGGAAGAGAGGGAUGAGGAGGAGGAAGAUAAGCCGGCGAAGAAGCGGCCGAAGAAGUGGUUCGAGGAUGAGAGCAGCGGUGACGAGGACGCUGAAGAUAAGAAGAAGAGCAAGAAGGGCAAGAAGAGGGCUAAGAAGGUUCAGGAGGAACCGGAGACGCUGGAGGAUUUGGAGGCAUUGGCUGCUGGUGUUCUGAAUUAG